AUGGAGGGAAGACGGGCUGUGUGGAGUGGGAGCGGCGGCGGCGGAAAUGUUUUCCGAGGACCUAUAUCGGCGGAGCGCGUGAGACUCCAGGCGCUCGCCAAGGAGUUCGCAAGCCUGUUGGCAGAGGCGGUCAAGAGCGCGUCUACUCCUACGGCGGGGGAAGGGGCGCAGGGCAACUCCAUACCGGAGCCCAAGCACUUCUGGCUCGUGCCCGUGCUGCACAGGCUCGCGGACAUCGCGGAGCGAUUGGAGGCGUCGUACUGCCGGCAGCCGGGCGUCAACGUCUUCGAGAACCGCAGAUACAUGUACCCGAUCGGGCAGGCCAUUCGCCUGGCAACGAUGGGCACGGUCGACGACGACCGAUACAGCCAGCCCACCCGCUUCGUCACCAGCGUCCUCUUCGGCCUGUUGAGGAGCGGGGGAGGGGUGGGCGGCGGGGCUAUCGUGCUGGCCGCGGUGUGCAGGUUCCUGUGUGCCGUAUCGAUGGCCACGGUGGACCAGGGCUCCCGUACCGCCCCCCCGCCCCCGAUCCCCUCCCUUCUCAGCGAGGAGAUCGAGAUCUACGAGCAAGUGCUGUCGUGGGCACGGGGAGGGGCACCGCCUGCCUCCGGCGGCGGUGGUAGCUUCGACGCGGCCGCUGCGCAAGCGGCGAUGGAGAAGGGGCGGGAACUGGUCCGCUCGAAUAUGAGGGCUGCCAACCCGGAAGAGGGCAGCAAGAGCGGCGGCGGGGACAAGGGGAAGGGCAAAGCGAAGGUGCCGAGGACGGCGGCGGCGGAACAAGCGGCUGGGGGAGCCGCAGGAGGAGGGAGUGCCUCGUCUGGGGGGGGCACCGAGGUUUCCGAGGCAGAGGGGGCGGGUGCCGGGAGUGAUGUUGCGCCCGGAACGACAGCGCCAGCAGAGUCCCCAGAAGCGACGGUAGCAGCGGCGGCAACAAUGCCGCCGACGGCGGCAGAGGUCCUGGCCGACCGUGCGUCAGCGGAGGCGGAGCUGAGGGCCCACGCGACGGGGCUCCUCGCGGCCGGGCUCCUCUCCAGGGAGCUGUCCGACCUCAUCGUCAACAAGGGCUUCGCGGCCCACCUGGUCCAGAGGCUGAGGGAGGGACCGGUGGCGGACCACCUGCGGGCCGAGGCCGCCAAGGAGCACCACCGGAAGCCGGCACCGACGUACGGACGUUGGGCUAACGUCGCGGCGGUGGAGGCGGAGCACGUGGCCGCGUGCAUCAGCGGCAUCGGCGGGUACCAGGAGAUCUUGACCCCGUUGUUUAGCGGGGACGGCUUAGCCGUGGUGGACGUCCUGCUGGCGAACCCGCAGCUGGAGAUCAGGGGGCACGCCGUGGAGCUGCUGUCCACGCUGCUCGUACACAAGAAGGUGGGAUUGGCGUUUGUCAGACGGGGGUGGGUCCGGACUCUCCUUCGACUGGGGGCUCUCGAAGAUGGGACUGCUUUCCUGGAGCCCGAGGUGGGCUACUGCCUCCACGUGCUGGCCUCCAGCGGCGGAGUGAUGGAGGCUGUGUGCAGAGCGCAGGAUGAUACCCUGGAGCGCUUGCUUGCGUACGCGGCAACGCUGCUGCGUUCCCCAAGCGAGUCAACGCAGAGAAACGCCUUGUUGUUCUGGGAGGCGGCGAUGCGUUUCCCGCCGGCUCUUGAGGCGUUCGACCAGUACGGAGGGGUGUCCAAGCUUGUCUAUCUCCUGCUCCCAACCGGGCAGAGCUACCCUGACGGGGCUGCUUCUUCUGGGACGGCCGCAGGCGGCCGCGGUCGCACCGCCGCCGCCGCCGCCGCCACCGGUACAGAAUCCGCCGGAGCAAGCGCACGCAACAACGGAGAAUCGUCGUCGCCUCCCAGGCAGCGGAUGCGGUGGUGGCGCAGUUCGCUCGAUGCGCUCAACGGCGGCACCGGUCUUGGGGGGGGGCAGGGGCAAGGUGGCGGCUCCUCGGCGACGCCCCAUCGCCGUACGCAGGUGACUCUGGGCGCUUGCGGCUGCGUCCGGCAGUACCUCCGGUGCAGCCUCGCGCUCGCCGUGCUCAAGCAACGGGGGGUCUCCGCGGCGGGUGGGCACGCCUCCAGGCAUCACCACCACCACCAGCAACGCGCGCGGCGAGGGAGCGAUUUGUUGUCGGAGGCGGCGGCGGCGGCGGCGGCGGCAGGAGUAACGCCUCCGUCGCCGUCGUUGUCGCGGGCGCCCGGCCGACCGGCCUGGCAGUGCAAGCCUCUGGCAGUAGAUGACGCCAGCCACGCGGCGAAUGUCGCGGCGGUGAAAGGGCAGGGAGGGUUGGGGGGCGGCUGGGAAGGCAGGACGGCGGCGGGCGUGAGGGACAGGGAGGCCGUAACCGUGCGGCUUGGGAUGCACUGGUCCCCGGCGGUACAAUUGAUGCACCAUCGUGGCAUGCAGGCGCUCAUCAACGUGGUGGACGAUAUGUUGAGCCAGAGGAUGGGGGCCGAGACUGUGGUAUACGCGCUUGAUGCCCUCGGGACAGCAGUUCUCUGCCCCCUGGUUUACCCGGAGUUCUGCCGCGCGGGCCCCAACUCUCCCGCGGGCGGCGGCGGCGGGCGGUCAUCGUCCACUCCCGCCCGCGACGGCGACGGCGGCGGCGACGGCGAUGGCGAUGGCGAAGCCGCACGAUCGCAACCCCCGCCGCCGCUGCAGCCCCGUGGCGGUAGGGCCUCCUCCGGAGGCGAGGGCCGCCGUGGCGCAGGCGGAAGAAGCGGGAGGCGUGGCGGUGGUGGGCGGUCGGGGGAAGGUGAUGAGGGUGGAGGAGGGGGCGGCAGUGGGGGCGGAGCGCUCCCGCGCAAUCGUCUGGGCGUGGACGUGUUGCUGGAUGCGGCCGCGGGGGUGCGGCAGAAGGACCCGGGGGUGAUGUGCGCCGCUCUGAAUGUUCUAGACCGGUGCUGUCGGCCGCACAAGGGGUGCGGGCCCUUGAUUCAACCGGGAACGGCGACUUCCUCCUUCGCCGCAACGGACGGCGGCGACUCAACGGCAACUCAGCCCGGCGGCGCCACCGCCGGUAGCAGCACUCGCAGCGGCAACAGCAGCAGCAGGCCUCUACACGCCGGCGGCGGCGGGGGUGGCGGCGGCAACAGGUCGGGACCGGCUGCCGCAGCCGGAGGAAGAGGGGGCACCGCAGAUGGGCGUGGGGGGGACGUCGGGGCUGAGGUCAAGCGGCCCUCGGCGAGCGGUGAUCCUACCGCGGCAGCCGGGCACAGAGACAACCUUCGCCUCGCCAGCGGCGGAAGAAGCACGCCUAGGGGAGGUGGCGGCGGCGGCGGCGGCGGCGGCGUUACCUUUGCCGCCGGGUCCCGGCGUGACGGUAGCGGUAGCGCGCAAGGCGGCGGCGGGGAUCGCGUGGUGGACGACCGGCUCCAGCGCCCCAUGCGCAAGCUGAUAAGGGAGAGCAACGGGCUCCGGGUGCUCGUGGGGCUGCUGCGCUACCGGAGGCAGGUGGUAGCCGCGGACGCCGUCCGGUUGAGGGCGGCGCUGUGCCUCCUGGGUCUGGCCCACGACGUCCACAUCGCGCAGAUGCUUGAGAAGAUGCGCAUCACCACUACCCUGAGCGACACCGUGCGUGCGGGCCCGGUGGUUGGCAGGAACGUGGAGACAUACUCCCAGUUGCGGGAAGCGGCUAAGCAGAUUAUCGCGAGGGUCGCCGGCCGGUUAAGCGGGACGGUGGGCAAGAGCGGCCUCAUGGACCCGGCGGUAACCGGCCUCGAGCGAGCCGCUGUCGUAGCCAACACGCCCAUCACCUUCAGGCCGAGAGAGCUUCUGGGGAUCAUCCACGAAUACCUCGCCGCCAACGGACUCGCCGGUGCCGCGGAGGCGUUGGCCUCAGAAGCGGGGAUAACGCCGGGUAUGACGGCGGCGGCCGGCGGCGGCGGCGGAGCGGGCGAGUCUCCUCUCCCUGGCCACGCCGCCGCCGCCGACGGAUGGAGCGGCGGCGGGACAAGCGCCCCGCCAGCGGCGGAAUCGGCGGCGAAGCUAUUGCCACCCCCGUUGCUGUCGCCUGUCUCAUGCUCCGCUGGCCCGGAGGCUGACCGGAGGAGAGCGGGGGGGAGGAGCGGGGGUAGCCGUGAUGACAACACGGAGGGGGACAAGAGGGGCGGCGUUAGGGGGGUUAAACGGUUGUCCUUUUCCACGGCGGCGGCGGCGGGGGGGAAGGGGAAGGGCGUCGCCGCGGGAUCAGGCGGCACCGGCGGCGGUGGCGGCAAGAAACGGGGGGAGGCAAAGGCGGGGACGGCAUCAUCGUUGAAGCGGUCGACCUCUCGCUCUAGAAGUUCGGCAGCCGGCUAUCCGGAAGGGGAGGGAGCGCGGGCCGCGAAGCGCGCUAGGCUCGCGAACCCCGACGCAGGUCCAAGCACGGAGGUUGGCGACUCAAGUCACGCCGACGAUGGUGACGAGCCCAAGAGCAAGCAAGUAAAAGAAGAACAUGAUUCGGCAGAACUGAGGGAUAUCAGCAGUAGCGGUCGCCCGGCCCCCCGCCCCCGCGCCCGCUCCCCCGCCAUACCGGCGAUGACGCCGAUGGGGCGAGCGGGAAGGAUAGCCGCCGCAUUCGCGUCGCCGAGCUACUUCGGCGAUUGCGGCGCCCGGCGACGUAGCGGGAACCCUGCGGCAGCCUCCGGUCACCGGCGACGGCCGCCGCCGGGCGGUGUCCCGCCAAGGGCGGGCGCGACGCCGGGCAAGACCUCUUCCCGGGCAGAAGGAGGGGGCGGGAGCGGGGGGGGGCGGGCGCGAGCGAAGCCGGAGCGGUCAUCGUCUACGCCGUCACGGCCGAGUACCGCCUGCUCCUCUCCGUUGUCCGGUGGCGGCGGCGGCUGCUCGUCGUCGUCUGCGAGCGUCGCCGCGAGCCGGGGGAAGCGCUCUACGAGGACGGCGACGGCGAUGGCGGUCUCCUCGGUGCCUGCUGCCGGCGGCGGCGGCGGCGGUGGGGGUGCUUGCGGUGGUGGCGUUACCGUGGGACGGGGGGCGAUGACGACGCGCCGUGUCGCCGGCGGCGAGCGGGAGGACGGCAGUUGGGCGGCGGCGGCGCCGGUAGGGACUCCGCGUGGUUUUUACAACAACGGCGACCCGUCGGUGUCACCGUGGACGGCGGCGGCGGCGGCGGCAAGAGCCCCUUCGGAAGAGGGUGGUUGCGGGGGCGGAGGGAAAGGUGCCGGUUCGUUCGAGAGCCGGUGCGGGGGCGGAGGCGGCCAGCGAGGAAGAGGAAGAGGGACCGUAGCAGUCGGCGGCGGCGGUGGUGGCACUAGGCAAGAAGGCGGCGAUGGAGCUGCUGCUGCUGUCGCGGGAACGACGGCCCUCGACAAGAUCGUCACCAGCUUCUUGAGGAACCAGCACGAGCGGUGCUCGGAUCCCAUUUGCGUGCUGCCCCCGCUGUCGCUCUCCGAACCGCACCAGUGCCCCGGGAGGACUCCCGCGGGGGCCAUGGGGUCCGGGGCGCCCCCGAACGUCGCGAAGCGCGCGCUUGCUUGGCAGGAAGGCUACGUGAAGGCUCAAGCUUGA
Molecule: messenger RNA, 5490 nt
Organism: Ectocarpus siliculosus
Lineage: Eukaryota; Phaeophyceae; Ectocarpales; Ectocarpaceae
Source: the annotation of a GenBank genome assembly